Clunio marinus is the source of this 207-nucleotide messenger RNA. The record is from the annotation of a GenBank genome assembly. Lineage: Eukaryota; Metazoa; Arthropoda; Insecta; Diptera; Chironomidae.
AUGGCUUUAAUUAAAUGCAAUGUCAAUAAUAAGAAGAAGUCCACAAAAACGAAAACAACUGCCAGCGCCCAAGCUAAAAAUACUUUGCACAGAUGUAAUAAAGUAGGCCAUUUAAAUAUGAUAGGAAAGUCAGAAUUAUCUGAUCUGAGGUCUGUUAGUAAAGACCUGCAACAAACUGAUCGUGUCAUUAGAACACCAGAUGCCUAG